UGAACAGAUGUUUGCACUUGUUAAAUAUCCAAGCAAUCGGCAAAAAACGCAUAGCCGUGAAAAAUUCAAUUUUUGUUAAUAUUAUUAGGCUGGGGCUGUUUGUGCGUGCAUUCAGCAUGGCCUGGCGUUCAGUUGGUGCGAACAAUGAAGAUCUCAUACGCCAACUGCGCGAAUACGGGGUAAUUGCUUCCGAUGCAGUGGAAAGAGCGAUGAUAGCCACAGAUCGAAAACAUUAUUCGCCACGCAAUCCCUACAUGGAUGCACCACAGCCCAUCGGUGGAGGAGUGACUAUCAGUGCUCCACAUAUGCAUGCCUUUGCUUUAGAGUACUUGCGGGAUCAUUUAAAACCCGGUGCACACGUUCUGGAUGUUGGCUCAGGUUCAGGGUAUCUAACAGCAUGUUUUUAUCGGUACAUCCAAGCAAAAGGUGACAAUCCAGAUACACGCAUUGUGGGAAUUGAACAUCAGGCGGCAUUGGUUCAAAUGAGCAAGUCUAAUUUAAAUGCUGACGAUAGUAGUAUGCUGGAUUCUGGAAAGCUAAUAAUUGUUGAGGGCGAUGGUCGAAAGGGUUUCAGCGCUCACGCACCUUACGAUGCUAUACACGUGGGAGCUGCUGCACCUGAGACGCCCACAGAAUUGAUAAAUCAAUUAGCAAACGGUGGACGUUUGAUAGUACCCGUUGGUCCGGAAGGAGGCUCCCAAUAUAUGCAACAGUACGACAAGGACGGCAAUGGCAAAGUGAAUAUGACCCGUCUAAUGGGCGUAAUGUAUGUGCCCCUUACGGAUUUACGGUCAUGACUGCCUCACUGGUGGAAGGUGCUAAUCGUUAUGCUGCUGCUUGGCUUUAUAAUAUACCGUUUCUGGAAAUUUUACCAGUAGUAUUAUUUAUCCCAUCGGCUCCAUUAACAACUAUGGCAAAAACACUUAGAGCAACGGACCACAUAAAAGAUCCCGUAAACUCUAAAAUUAAAAGUGCUUUUUCCUAUUUAAUUGUAAAUUAAAUUAUUAAUCAGAAUAUAUACAUAUGUUAAUUUAGUGCAUUAAA
This is a messenger RNA of Scaptodrosophila lebanonensis, 1044 nucleotides long. RefSeq names its product protein-L-isoaspartate(D-aspartate) O-methyltransferase (gene Pcmt). NCBI's taxonomy places the organism in Eukaryota, Metazoa, Arthropoda, Insecta, Diptera, Drosophilidae. The transcript has 3 exons. Gene Ontology annotation, cellular component: cytoplasm. Gene Ontology annotation, molecular function: protein-L-isoaspartate (D-aspartate) O-methyltransferase activity. Gene Ontology annotation, biological process: protein modification process. Bases 117 to 797 code for a protein of 226 amino acids. The record is from RefSeq and is a predicted model, not a curated record.